CUCUGCACCCUGUAAUUUUAUCUAAAAUUCAUACACACUUUGCGUUACUCCUCCUUAAGGAAUCAUAUAUCAUAUAUAUAUGAGCUAGAGGAGUAUGUGGGAGACACACACAAGUCAUAAGAGACAGAGGGGAGAAUUCUGAUCCGUUCCUCAGGAUGGGGAACCUACAAUGGACUUUAGCUCUGCUCAUACUCAUCUGUGGGCUGAUACCAGAUUCUAAGGCUAACACGACAAUCAGCACUCCCACCACAAGUAGGGUUAAUGGCACGAUAAUAACUACUGCACCACCUCCAGGCAACAGCACCGGUGAUGUUAAUGGCACGAUAAUCACUACUGCCCCGCCUCCUGGCAACACCACCGGUGAGGUUAAUGGAACUAUAGUCACUACUGCACCACCUCCUGGCAACACCACCGGUGAGGUUAAUGGCACGAUAGUCACUACUACACCAACUCCUGGCAACACCACCAGUGAGGUUAAUGGCACGAUAGUCACUACUGCACCACCUCCUGGCAACACCACUGGUGAGGUUAAUGGUACAAUAAUCACUACUGCCCCACCUCCUGGCAACACCACCGGUGGCGUUAAUGGCACAAUAAUUACUACUGCACCACCUCCCGGCAACAGCACCGGUGAUGUUAAUGGCACGAUAAUUACUACUGCACCACCUUCUGGCAACACCACCAGUGAGGUUAAUGGCACGAUAGUCACUACUGCUCCACCUCCUGGCAACACCACCAGUGACGUUAAUGGCACGAUAAUCACUACUGCCCCGCCUCCUGGCAACACCACCGGUGAGGUUAAUGGAACUAUAGUCACUACUGCUCCACCUCCUGGCAACAGCACCAGUGAAGUUAAUGGCACGAUAGUCACUACUGCUCCACCUCCUGGCAACACCACCAGUGACGUUAAUGGCACGAUAAUCACUACUGCUCCACCUCCAGGCAACAGCACCGGUGAUGUUAAUGGCACGAUAAUCACUACUGCCCCGGCUCCUGGCAACACCACCGGUGAGGUUAAUGGAACUAUAGUCACUACUGCACCACCUCCUGGCAACACCACUGGUGAGGUUAAUGGUACGAUAAUUACUACUGCACCACCUCCUGGCAACACCACCGUCUAA
Molecule: messenger RNA, 1121 nt
Organism: Xenopus laevis (African clawed frog)
Lineage: Eukaryota; Metazoa; Chordata; Amphibia; Anura; Pipidae
Product: mucin-2-like
Exons: 3
Coding region: 156-1121 (321 amino acids)
Source: RefSeq, a predicted model, not a curated record